UUCCAGGAAGACGGCUGCCCUCCAUGGCUGGGAUGCUGAAAGUCUUCGUCAGCCUCCUCUUCCUCCUGGUGGGACUGCAGGGGGAGCUGAAAGAAAUUACCCCAAUAAAUCAGCCGCGGAUGCUGGCUGAUGACGGUCACCUCAUCUUCACCACUGGAGAUGACAAAGACAUCCGCUUCCAGCCCUCUGUGUCAGGCCGGGUGAAGGUGGGAGAUGAGGACCUCAGCCAGCUCCUGAUCCAGAUUAAAACUAACAAAGAAGACAUUGAUAAAAUCAAGGCUGAUGGAGGAGCAAUCCCACCAGAGAUCAGCAACCACCUAAAUCAGCUCGAUACCCAGGUGUCCACUGUGGAGACCAAAGUGACAGCACUGGAACAGGCCGUUCAAACAGCGUCGUGCAACAGUAACCCCUGCAGGAAUGGAGGAACCUGUCUGAACCUGCUGAACUCAUAUCACUGUGUGUGUCCCAGUAACUGGGCUGGUCCGAACUGUGCCACAGAUGUAAAUGAGUGUCAGGUGAAUGCGGGAUCCCCGCUGGGCUGUCAGAACGGGGCGACCUGCACCAACACUCCUGGAUCCUUCAGCUGCACCUGUUCUCCUGAAUGGUCUGGGACUCUCUGCACCGAGCGUUAUGAUGACUGCAGGACUGCAAUCCAAAACCUGUGUGUUCAUGGCUUCUGCAUUGAUGCAGAUCGGGUCACGUCUGGACAGCCUAACUACCAGUGCAUUUGUGAGGAUGGGUGGGAGGCCCCAGCCGGAAACCCUGCAUGUGUGGCAGAUGUUGAUGAGUGUAAUUUACCCAACAAGCCCUGCUCCACAAACCCCCUGGUUCCCUGUCACAACACUCAGGGCUCCUUCUACUGCGGAGCCUGCCCCACAGGUUGGCAGGGAAACGGCUAUAGCUGCCAGGAUGUGGAUGAAUGUUUGACAAACAAUGGCGGCUGCUCCACCACUCCAAUGGUGCAAUGCCUCAAUACCAUGGGCUCAUUCCACUGUGGCUCCUGCCCUCCAGGUUAUGAGGGGGAUGGAAGAAUCUGCACACAAGCAGACAUUUGUUCUUCAAACAAUGGAGGGUGCUACCCAUUAGCCAGCUGCUCCUCCAGCCCAGGUUCAAACUUACCUGUCUGCACCUGUCCAUCGGGGUAUGUAGGCAAUGGUUACGGUCCAGCUGGCUGUACGCAAAUCAGUGACAUCUGUCAGACCAGCAACCCCUGUGUUCAUGGACAAUGUGCGAGCACCACCUCUUCCCCUGGUUACAUCUGCAACUGCACCCCUGGCUGGCAGGGAGUUCUCUGUGACCAGAACACGAAUGAAUGCUCAAGCAACCCGUGUCAAAACGGAGGAACAUGCAUUGAUGGCAUCAAUGCAUUCACAUGCAACUGUACUUCCCAGUGGACUGGCCCUCUCUGCCAGACGCCACAGCAAGAGUGUGGAGGAGAUCUAUCGGGUCCUGCCGGCUCAUUCAGUUAUCCCAAUACCCCCGGGCAUGACCAGUAUGACCAUCAGGUCAGUUGUGCAUGGGUGGUCCGGACCGAUCCAAACAAGAUUCUACGAGUCACUUUUCCCUACUUCCAUCUUGAGCAAAGUGCGGGCUGCAACUUUGACUUCCUUGAAAUCCACGAUGGCGACAGUCCAUCCUCAUAUACAAUUGGAAAAUACUGUGGUCAAAAUGCCCCAGCAGAGCUUCACAGCUCACACAAUGCUCUGUACUUCUGGUUCCGCUCCGACAGCUCCAUCAGUGCAGGCGGCUUCACAGUAACAUGGCAAGCUGAAGACCCAGUAUGUGGAGGCGAACUAACUGAUCAAUAUGGUAACAUAAACUCACCUGGUUACCCCGGAAACUACCCACCAGGCCGGGACUGCUAUUGGAUGGUGACAGUGAAUCCUGGCCUACUCAUUACCUUUGCCUUUGGGACUCUUAAUCUGGAAAGUCAUCCGAAUUGCAGCUAUGACUUCUUGGAGAUCCGAGAUGGUCUUCUACCAGCAGACCCAGUUCUUGGAAAGUUCUGCAGCACUGGAACUCCCGCCCCCUUGCAGACGACUGGCCCAUUUGCCUGGAUCCAUUUCCACUCCGACUUGUCUGUGUCUGACAGAGGCUUCCACAUCACAUACACAACAUCACCAAGUGACCCUGGUUGCGGUGGUACAUUCACUGACAGUGAAGCUGUCAUCAUUUCCCCCAACUGGCCAAACAACUACGCCCACAACCGCCAGUGCAUCUACUUAAUCCAGCUUCCUUCAAACGAGAAGGUGGCGCUUAACUUCACAGACAUGGACCUGGAGACUCACAGUGACUGCUCCUUCGACUACGUGGAGGUCCGUGAUGGAAAUGUGGAAGCUGCUCCUCUCAUAGGGAAGUACUGUGGGAACUCACUGCCUGCCCCUAUUGUUUCCUCCUCAAACAGUCUGUGGAUCCGAUUCAAGUCUGACAAUGCAGUCAGCCAUUCGGGCUUCAGGGCUGUCUAUACCGUUGCUUGUGGAGGAACUCUGUCAGGUACCGGCCAGUUUCGCUCACCUUACCACCCUAACGCCUAUCCCCACAACAAGCUCUGUGAGUGGGUCAUCAACCAACCUGAAGGCUACGUGGUCACACUCGACUUCCUGUCCUUCGAUGUGGAGGGAGGGUCCUGUCUCUUUGACUUUGUGGAGGUCAGGGAUGGCUCCACAUCCAGUUCCCCUCUACUUGGAAAGUUUUGUGGCUCUGACAUUCCUGCCAGGCUCCAGUCUACACAGAGAUCGAUGUACAUUCAGUUCAGGACGGACGCGUCCAUCAGCAACCAUGGCUUUGCAGCAGUAUAUGACUCUGCUAUAGAGGGUUGUGGCGACACUCUGACUGGGCCUUCCGGCACCAUCACUAGCCCCGGACACCCCACCAGCUACCCUCAUGGUGCCAACUGUACGUGGUUCAUCAGUGUCCAGCCUGGAAACCUGAUCCGCCUCUCAUUCAACUCAUUCAACCUGGAGUACCACUAUGACUGCAACUAUGAUUACCUGGAAGUUUACGACAAUGGAACCGUGGAGACUGGAAAAAAGAUUGGCAGGUACUGUGGGCGCUCAGUGCCUCCAUCCAUCACGAGCUCUGAGCGUCAGCUGACCCUGCUGUUCGUGUCCGACUACAGUUUGUCCACAGAGGGAUUCUCUGCCAGUUAUGUGUCCAUCAAUGCCAGCACAGAUUGUGGAGAGACCUUUACUUCCCCCACAGGAUUUUUUACAUCCCCCAACCACCCUGAUUACUAUCCUAACAACAGAGACUGCAUCUUCAAGAUUAUUGUUGAGCUCAACAUGCAGAUUCUGUUGAACUUCACCAACUUCAGCUUAGAGGGCUUCCCUGCUUCCUGCAACUUUGACUUUGUGGAGAUCCGAGACGGAGGCUAUGAGACAUCUCCCCUGAUUGGCAAGUUCUGUGGUGAUCAGAAACCUCCAGCUUUGGUGUCACACAGCAACCGAUUAUGGGUUAGAUUCCACUCUGAUGCCACAACAAGUAGUUCUGGAUUCACUGCCCAUUGGGAUGGAACUCAAACCGGUUGUGGAGGGACAUUAACAACUGCAACUGGAGGGUUUUCCUCUCCCAAUUACCCUCUGCCUUACCACCCCAAUGCCGAGUGCUACUGGAACAUUAGGACCAACCAGGGGAACAAAGUGGAACUCACUUUCUCUGAUUUCCAUCUAGAGUCCAGCCAAGGCUGUUCCUUUGACUAUUUAGCUGUGCAUGAUGGAGACAGCAGCAGCGCUCCACUUCUGGCCAAGCUUUGUGGUGCAGAGCUGCCCAGCUCCAUCAACUCCUCCAGUCACCAACUGUAUAUCAAGCUGAGAACAGACAGCAGUGUGAACACCGGAGGCUUCCUGGCAUCAUACAUGUCCCGGUGUCAGGGCAUUCUCAUCUCAGGGCGACACAGGGGAAUGGUUGAGUCACCCAACUUUCCUAACAGUUAUCCAGCCAAUGCCAUGUGCAGCUGGACCAUCCAAGCCAGCAGUGGAAACACAAUCAACUACACCUUCAUCACCUUUGACUUAGAGGCCUCCUUCACCUCCUGUAGCUAUGACUACAUCAAGCUCUACAAUGGACCAAAUGAACAAGCUCCCUUAAUUGGAACUUACUGUGGGCAAACUCCUCCUCCUGCCAGCAGCACCACAGGCUCCGCCCUCACCGUGGUGUUCAGGACAGAUUCUUCUAUCUUCAUGUCUGGAUUUCAGAUGAUGUGGUACCAGAACGGAUGUGGUGAAGAGCUGGCUGGUCCCAGUGGCUCCUUCUCCAGCCCAGGCUACCCAAAUAAGUAUCCUGAGAACAGAGAGUGUAUUUGGUACAUCACCACCUCAGCUGGCAGCAGCAUCACCCUCACCAUUCAUGAGUUUGAUGUGGAGUUCCACCCGGACUGCAACUAUGACGUUUUGGAAGUAUAUGGAGGUCCAGACCUGUCUGCUCCCCAGCUGGCCAAGCUUUGCACCACCACAUCCAGCCCCAUGCAGGUGUCCAGCACUGGAAACCUCCUGACUGUGCGCUUCAAGUCUGAUGCCUAUGUCAGCGGUCGAGGAUUCAACGCAAGCUGGGCUGAAGUCCAGGGAGGCUGUGGAGGUCCGAUCACAGCUCCGUCAGGGGAGAUCCAUUCUCCUUUGUACCCCAACAGUUAUCCCACCAACGUAGACUGUUCUUGGGUCAUCAGUGUGGACCCCAACCACCGCGUGUUCCUGAACUUCACUGACCUGGAUAUUGAAUUCCAUGCCAACUGCACCUGGGAUUAUGUGGCUAUUCAUGAUGGUCCAAGCAUUUCCUCCCCCCGGCUUGCACUCAUCUGUGGUUCCAGCUUGCCUACCUCCAUCACCUCCACCCAGAACACCAUCUAUGUUCGCUUUAGGUCGGAUUCAAGUCGUGAUCAUCGUGGUUUCAGUGCCAGAUUUUCUGAGGCAUGUGGUGCAACCAUCGUAACGGAUGAUGUUGGUGGAGCCAUUGCAUCGCCGCGGUACCCAGCACCAUACCCACCAAAUCAGAACUGCAGCUGGUUCAUCAAGGCCCAAGAACCAUUCAACCAUGUCACCCUAUCCUUCACUGACUUCGAGCUGGAGGCCACCAGUUCCAACUGUUCACAUGAUGCUGUGGAGAUUCUUGAUGGAGACAACUACCAGGCACCCUCUAUUGCUCGUUUCUGUGGUUCUGAGGUACCUCACCCUGUGACUUCCUUCAGCAGUGCACUGGUGGUGAACUUCAUCACUGAUCACUCCGUCUCUAGAAAAGGAUUCAGAGCUGUGUACUCAGCCUCCACCUCUAGUUGUGGGGGCGAUAUGGUGAUGCAGAGCGGUGCCUUUAACAGUCCCAACUAUCCAGAUGCUUAUCCACCCAACCUGGAAUGUGUGUGGACCAUCAGGAGCUCCCCAGGAAACCGUGUGCAGCUCUCAUUUAUAACAUUUAAUCUCCAAGGAGACUCCAGCUGUGAUAAUGACUACCUGGAAAUCAGAGAAGGAAACUCCACUGGGGCUUUAGUCGGUCGCUUCUGUGGAAGUUCGCUGCCCUCCAACUACACGUCUGUGAGCGGUCACAUCCUGUGGGUCAAGUUUGUGUCUGAUUCAUCAGACAGCGGAGCGGGAUUCAGAGCCACAUUCUCACACUUGUAUGGCAUUGAUGUGACGGGGGAGUCCGGUCAGAUUGCCUCCCCGCUGUAUCCCAGAACAUAUCCCAACAAUGCUCACUACCGCUGGACCAUCAAUGUGGAAGGAGACAGCUACAUUCAAAUCCGCUUUUUGGACAUGGACAUAGAGGACUUGUCCAACUGCUUCUAUGACCACCUCAAAAUAUUUGAUGGUCCAGAUGUCUAUCACUAUCCUCUUGGGACAUUUUGUGGCCUGGCCUUGCCCCAUCUCAUCAGAAGUUCAGGGAGCACUGUGACCUUGCUAUUCAAGUCAGAUACAGUGGUUGGAGGACGAGGGUUUCUUUUGGAAUGGACCGCUCUGCAGAACUCUGGGCCAUCACCCACUAUCCCACCAGGUGCAUGUGGCGGGCAGUUGGUGGCAGGAGAGUCCUCAGCCUUCCUAUUUUCCCCUGGCUGGCCUGGACAGUAUCCUCAAAACCAAGAGUGCACAUGGCUGAUCCGUUCUCCAGGCUCUGUGGUGGAAUUCAACAUCUUAUCUCUUGACAUAGAGGGCUCGCCCCCAUGCUACUUUGACAGAAUGGUUAUCAGAGACGGUGCAACAAGCGUGUCCCCUGUGAUAGCCAGUGUGUGCGGCAGAGAGCCUCCAGGCUCAUUUCACUCAACGGGAGACUCCAUGUUCAUCCAGUUCUCCUCAGACAGCCAAGGCAGCAGCCAGGGCUUCAACGCGUCCUACUCUAAAGGUUGUGGGGGCUUCCUGCAUGUUGACAGAGGUGCACUGAGCAGCCCCCACUAUCCCCAGAACUACCUGCCUGGUCUGAACUGCAGUUGGCUUGUGAUGGUCACACCUGGUUUCAGGAUCUCUGUUACCUUCCAGAGUCCCUUCCAGAUUUCAGGUUCUGGAUCAUCUUGUAACUCAGGAGAUUUCCUGGAGGUUAGAAAUGGUCCAGAUGCUUCAUCUCCACUGCUAGGGGACCGGAUCUGUGGCUCCACCCCCCCAUCCCUCCUUCAGACUACUGAUAACCAAAUCUUCUUUAACUUUGUGACUGAUGCAAGCAAUGAAGCCAGUGGCUUUAAACUGACUUUUGAAGCCCAUAGUAAAGCAUGCGGAGGCUUCAUCGAGCUGAAUGACCUUGAUCCUCCAGGAUACAUCACCUCACCGAACUACCCAGAGAACUAUCCCCAGAACAUUGACUGCAUUUGGGUCAUUAAAGUGCCCAAUGGAGAAGCUGUCCAGAUUGACUUUGAAAAAGAGUUCUACAUUGAGCAUACCACCAGCUGUCUCUACGACUACCUAGAGGUCCGGGAUGGUUCUACAUUAAACUCGGACCUCGUGUCCCGACUUUGUGGCAGUACCAGACCGUCUACCCAGCUCUCUACUGGUUCAGCCAUGCUGCUCAGGUUCCGCACUGAUGCUAGUGUCACGCACAUAGGAUUUAAAGCAAAGUACUCCAUAGCAACAUGUGGAGGUACCUUUAUUGGUCAGACAGGCUCAAUUCACAGCCCUGGCUUCCCAGGAUUAAACUAUCCUGACAUGUCCAGCUGUGAGUGGUACCUGGAGGGGCCCACUGGACAUUAUCUGACCCUCCGCUUCAGUAACUUCAGCCUGGAGACCUCUUCCGACUGUUCCAAAGACUAUGUAGAGAUCAGAGAGUACAACGGCACUGGACCAGUUCUGAGCAGACACUGUGGAGAAAACCUUCCUGCUCCUGUGGACACAUCGGACAGUUUUGCCUUUGUGAAGUUUGUGAGUGAUGCCAGUAUGAGUGCGCCAGGCUUCCAGCUUUUUUUCGAAGCCAGUGUUGAAGCCUGUGGAGGUGAGCUGAAUACUGUCUCAGGAACCAUCUCCUCUCCCAAUUACCCUAACCUAUAUCCUCAUAGCCGAGUGUGUCGCUGGGAGGUGGUGGCACCUCCAGAUCGCCGGGUGACCCUCACCAUCAAUGACCUGCGGCUGGAGGAUUCUGGUACAUCGUGCAUGUUUGACUAUGUUGAAGUUCUGAAUGGGCUUGGUGCUGAUGCCCCUCGUCUGGAGCGCUUCUGUGGAACAGUGCCAGCAGGUACUCAGGUUCGCUCCUCUGGCAACAGUAUGGCCAUAGUCUUCAGGACCGAUGCCUCUAUCUCCAACGGUGGCUUUAUGGCUUCCUACUCCUCUGAUGAACCAGCGGUGUGUGGUGGAAUCCUGGACAACCCAUCAGGAGGAAACUUCACGUCUCCUGGCUUCCUGGUGUCUAAUUAUAGCAACAACCUUAACUGUGAGUGGUUGAUUCAGAACCCUCAACACAUCAACUCCUCUAUUGUAGUCCUCAUUGAAGACUUGCACCUGGAGAACCAUCAGACUUGUGAGUCAGACUACCUGCAGUUCCGUUUAGGUGAUGCAAAUGGGGAGCUGUUGGCAAAGCUUUGUGGUCAGACCACGCCUUCAGUUCCCAUUGUCGUCUUCACUCCUGAACUCUGGGUCCAUUUCCAGUCCGACUCCUCCCAGGGAGACUUGGGCUUUAAGGCCAAGUACAUGUUCUCUGAGUGUGGAGGCUGGCAGACAGGUGAAGGAGGAAUAAUAUCUAGUCCAGAUUACCCUGCUACUUAUCCUGGCCCAAGCCGCUGUGCCUGGCUGCUAGAAGCUCCAGUGGGCUCCACAAUCACAUUGACCUUCACCUUCUUCAACCUGGAGCACCACAGCACAUGUAGCUGGGAUUCUGUCACCAUCUUUAAUGGAGGCUCCCCUGGUUCACCCAUUAUUGGCCAGUAUUGUGGUACCACCUCUCCAGGAACCAUCCAGUCAGGCUCCAACAAACUUGCCGUAGUUUUCCUGGCUGACCACAGUGUGUCCAAAGGCGGAUUCUUAGCCUCCUGGUCCAUUGAUUCUUCUGGUUGUGGCGGGAUCAUUCAUGGUGAUGCUGGAACAAUCAAGUCACCAAACUUUCCCCAAAACUUCCCAGCCCAUGUGGAGUGCUCCUGGCAGAUCAUUGCCCAUGAGGGCAACCAUUUGGAAAUGACGUUCAACCCUGAUUUCCAGAUUCCAGACAGUAGUGGAACAUGCCAGGAAAGCUAUGUCAAGGUUUGGUCAGGCCAGACCCAAACUCCUGAGGAUCUGUUGGCAUCUCACUGUGGUUCUGUGGCCCCAGGGCCCAUUGUGGCUCCCUACAAUGUAAUCACAACUCGAUUCCAGUCAUCUGGAGACACCGGCAAAGGAUUUUCCUACUCCUUCAGCACCAGGUGUGGUGCAAACUUCUCAGCUCCCAGUGGGCGUGUGGUUUCUCCAAAUUAUCCAGCAGACUACCCUGAUAACUCCAACUGUAACUACACGAUAGAUGCAGGAGAACAAACUGUGAUCGUCCUCACUUUUCGGGUCUUCCAGCUGGAAGCACACUCCACCUGUUUGUAUGAUGGACUGAAGAUCUACAACCUUCCUGUGAGCAGUGCUGCUGUUGCUACUCUAUGUGGCUCGAGCAUACCGGCUCCCAUCUCCACCUUUGGUCCCAUGCUUGUCCAUUUCUACUCUGACUCUAUUUCAACUGACACUGGCUUCAUGGCAGAAUAUACAGCCAUCCCUUGUGGUGGUUUUUUUAAUAGCACCUCGGGUACAGUGAGCAGCCCAGCUUUGUCCAUAAUCAACUAUCAUCACAACACUAACUGUACCUUCCACAUCAAGGUCCGGGCAGACAGAGUGGUGAAUCUAAGGUUUAACACCUUCCAUCUGGAGGCCUCGUCUUCAUGCCGGUAUGACUAUGUGUCCGUUCACGACGGGCAGGACUCUCUGGCCCCCUUGCUGGGAAAGUUUUGUGGAACAGCCCUCCCACCAGAUUUGCGCUCUUCUAGCAACGAGCUGUUCCUUGUCUUCAUCACUGAUGACAAUGUGAAUGGGAUUGGCUGGAGAGCUACUUACUCAGAAACUCUUGGCCCUUCACAAGGAUGUGGUGGCUAUCUCUCAAUGCCAAUGGGCAUGGUUGGGUCACCAGAUCCAAACCUGGACGGACGCUAUGAACCCAGCAUGAACUGUGUAUGGAGCAUCGAGAUGCCAGUAAACCAGGCCAUCAAUCUGACUUUCUCGUCAUUUGAGCUGGAGAGUUCCGUUACGUGCCGCUACGACUACGUCAAAGUUUAUGAUGGCCACAGCAUGGACUUCCCUCUGGUUGGGACAUUUUGUGGAACUUCCAUCCCUGCUUACUUCCUAUCCACUGGAAACUUCUUGACAAUUCAAUUUGUCACUGACAGCUCCGUACAGAUGCAAGGCUUCAACGCCACCUACAGAGCAGUUCCAUUGUUUUGUGGCGGGACCCUGAAUGCCACCACCACCAUCCAGACCCUGACUUCACCCUUCUACCCAAAUACAUAUCCUCCACAUACCUCCUGCCGCUGGAUUCUGGAUGCUCCAGGCCAGGAAACCAUCAAAGUAUCAAUCCAGACCUUUGUCCUCCAGCCAGACCAGAGCUGCUCCACAAACUACCUACAGAUUCAUGACUGGCCUUUGGGAGACUUUGGGCAGUCACAUACCUUCUGUGCAUUGGACAUGCAUCCACCAGACUUUUACAGCUAUGGCAGGAUGGUCCUGGUCGACUUCAAAUCUGACCGCUUCGUGACAGGAAAUGGCCUCAGCUUUACCUUUCAAAUCACCAACUGCAGUCGAACCUAUGAACAGGAGUUUGGUUACCUAAAGAGUCCUGGCUGGCCUGACACUUACCCCCAUGAUGUGGACUGCACCAUCAUCCUAAAAGCACCCACCAACUACUCCAUCUCGUUCUUUUUUAAUGCAUUUGAUGUGGAGAGCCACAGCAGCUGUGACUUCGACUACCUGGAGGUCCGCAAUGGAAGCACAGCUAACUCACCACUUAUUGGUCGGUUCUGUGGAAGCACUCUGCCUAAUCCCAUCUUCCCACAAUCCAACAUGCUUUACCUCCACUUCAGAAGUGACUUCUCCAGUGUUCGGGAUGGGUUUGAUGUCACAUGGACUUCUUCUCCUUAUGGCUGCGGGGGAAUGCUGUAUGGAGAUCAUGGCUCUCUCUCAAGUCCUAACUACCCAGGAACAUAUCCUAAUCAGAGUCACUGUGAGUGGAACAUCAUGGCACCGCGAGGCCGAGUGGUGACUGUCACCUUUGGCCAGAUGAGUAUUGACGACCCUGGAGACUGUCAGAACAACUUUUUGAAGCUGUACGAUGGCCCAGACUCUUCCUCGCUUCCUGUUGGACCCUACUGUGGAGUGGAAACCAACAUUGCUCCAUUCAGAGCAUCUUCCCACCAGGUCUUCAUUGUCUUUCAGUCACAAUACUCCAUUCUUCCUUCAGGAUUCAGACUCACUUGGAGCAGCUGAAAGGAUGCUGCACUUUGCAUGCUGCUGUCAAACACACAACAGUUUUAAUCACUUAAAAACAUUAAUGUGAAUGUAUUUUUCAAAAGCAAUAAAAUAAACUGACACAAA
Molecule: messenger RNA, 10991 nt
Organism: Oryzias melastigma (Indian medaka)
Lineage: Eukaryota; Metazoa; Chordata; Actinopteri; Beloniformes; Adrianichthyidae
Gene: cubn
Product: cubilin (intrinsic factor-cobalamin receptor)
Exons: 67
Coding region: 24-10883 (3619 amino acids)
Molecular function (GO): calcium ion binding
Source: RefSeq, a predicted model, not a curated record